Aspergillus luchuensis is the source of this 2067-nucleotide messenger RNA. RefSeq names its product mRNA export factor mexA (gene MEX67). The transcript has 2 exons. Gene Ontology annotation, cellular component: nucleus. Gene Ontology annotation, molecular function: RNA binding; protein binding. Bases 1 to 2067 code for a protein of 688 amino acids. NCBI's taxonomy places the organism in Eukaryota, Fungi, Ascomycota, Eurotiomycetes, Eurotiales, Aspergillaceae. Gene Ontology annotation, biological process: poly(A)+ mRNA export from nucleus. The record is from RefSeq and is a predicted model, not a curated record.
AUGAAGGGCGGAAAAGGUUCUCGCGGUCGCUCGGGGGGUUCGGAUCGUGGAGGCAUUCGCAAGCGGGGUGCUGCGACACGGGUCGAUCGAGAAGGUGAUCUGAUGAUGGACGCUGGCUCUGCACGAAACCGUGGAAAGAAGGGUCGUGGCGAUUCUGGCCGGUCGCAGGCAGCGAACAAAGCCAUGGAUGCGAUCCAAAAGGCCAUCUCCAGUAACUCAGACACUCAAGCGAACAUCCGACAAGGAGGACGGGGAAGUGGUCUGGAACAGGUUAUUGUUCGUGGCUGGAAGCAAAGCAAAGCAGCUUCCAACCGUGACGGCGGUCUCGAAUCCCUCAUCGCCUUCCUCGAGAAAAAACUCAGCCCACCCGACUCGAAAGCUGGCACACGCGCAAGGAUUACAAAGUCGCGGGUUGAAGGCGACGCUCUUAUCGUCUCUAUUCGGCCAGAGUUGUUGGAAAGGAUGCUUCAGCUCAAUGGGUUUAGUUUUGCAGGUGCCCCUCUUACCACCGAAAAGUAUGAUCCGUCUACUGGCGGACUAUUGGACCAGCCUAUGCUGUCUGCUAUGGCACAAAAUGGCGGCACAUCCUCUGCUGCCGAGACCAAGGCGAAAAUGACGACAAUUCUCGGCAAGCGCUACACCCAGCAAACAAAGUUACUCGAUCUUUCGAAGUUGGGAACCGAUCCGGAUCUGUUGGCUAUGGGAAUCUUUGGCAGCACCUCUACCGAGUCAAAAUUCUUCCCGGCACUGAUGAAGGUUUGGGAGCUGAAUUUCGACAAUGCCACGGCGCGCCGAGAGGCAGUGGAGAGUGUCAGUCUCGCUCAUAACCAGCUUGCCAACAUCACAGCUGUGACGACACUAGCAUCGACGAUUCCCGACCUGAAAAAUCUGGACCUAUCCAACAAUGAAUUCAAAGAUGCGCAGUCCUUGAUUGGAUGGCGCUGGAAAUUCCGAAACCUCGAAUUUCUCGACCUAUCAAACACUCCUUUCAGCGCCGACCCUACUUUCAAGGAUACCAUGCUGAAGUGGUAUCCCAAGCUCCGGUUCCUAAAUAAUGUCGAAGUCCGCACCGCAGAAGAAAUAGCGGCGCAGAAGAAGACUCCGAUCCCAGUGCAGCCACCACACUUCCAGGACGACUCUCAGAUCGCAGAGAACUUCGUACGGGCUUUCUUCGCGGGCUACGACAACGACCGAAGCGGCAUUCUCAGCAGUGUCUACGACAACCACACUACGUUCACUCUCAAUGUGAACACAUCGGCUCCCAGGGCCCAACAAACAGAAACAGCGCCCUGGGAUGCGUAUAUUAAGAAAAGCAGAAACCUUCUCAAGAUCAGCCAUCUCCCUGCACGCAUGUCUAGGGCAUAUACCGGCGCGGAGAAGAUACGCGAGUUGUGGACUAGUCUUCCGGCGACAAGACAUCCUGACAUUGCGACGCACCCGGAAGAAUGGCUUAUCGAGUGCUACCCCAUCCCAGGUCUUCCUGAUAUUUCUGGACAGAGCUCCACGGGUGUUGGUGGUCUUCUCAUCAUGGUGCACGGAAAGUUCGACGAGAUAAACGGGGCCAAGGUUGAAACGCGCAGUUUCGAUCGAACAUUCAUCAUCGGGCCCGGUGGUGGUAUGGGCGGAAUUAGGGUCGUCAGUGAUCUUCUCUGCUUGCGAGCCUAUGGUGGACACGAGGCAUGGAUUCCAGAGGUCCCACCAGCCGUUCCCCAAGCAGCACCUCCAGCAGCUGCGGCUGCACCCGCAGCGCCCGCGGCACCUGCAGCACUACCAGUAGCUAUUCCGGGUGCCCCCGAAGGCUACGGCAUGCCGGCCCCUGGGAAAGCAGACACACAAGUCCAACAAGAGCAGCUAGUACUUCAGAUGAGCUCUAAUACUCGGAUGACCCUUCAGUACUCUGAGAUGGCUUUGUCUGGAAACGGCUGGAAUAUGGAGGCUGCACUGAAGAACUUUGAGGAACUUAAGGUGAGUCUAGAGUGUGUUCUUCACUUACGACCAUGCGCUAAUAAGCUUUUGCAGGCGCAGGGAACACUGCCUCCGGAUGCUUUUCUACCCGCGGCAGUGUAA